Molecule: messenger RNA, 1167 nt
Organism: Angiostrongylus costaricensis
Lineage: Eukaryota; Metazoa; Nematoda; Chromadorea; Rhabditida; Metastrongylidae
Source: the annotation of a GenBank genome assembly
AUGCAACAAGUUGAAUGCUAUACCAAGAAGAACAUUCGUAAUUAUUCCAAAAUUGGAGGUGAUACAGGACCCGUUGUGUAUCCGGCUGGUCACCUACAGGUCUACAAGGUUUUUCAUGCGCUAACAAAUGAAGGGAAAGAUAUCCGUACGGCACAAUAUAUAUUUAUGUGCCUUUACCUUGUCAAUCUAUUGGCGAUUUUUCGGUUGUAUUAUAAAUCUAAUAAGAUAUCUCCAUUUGUCCUCGUGUUUCUGUCUUUCACCGGCUAUCGAAUUCAUUCGAUCUUUGUGUUACGACUAUUCAACGAUCCGGUUGCAAUGCUGUUAUUCUACUUAGCCGCCAAUUUCUUCAUAUCACAGCAGUGGUUGAUUGGAUGUGUUAUGUACAGUCUCGCCGUUUCGAUCAAAAUGAAUGUUCUACUUUUCGUGCCUUCGGUAUUUUUCAUUCUGCUGCUAAAUGUUGGGAUUUGGCGAACAGCUCUUUAUUUGGUAUGCUGUGCCGCUGUUCAGGUUUACGUUGGAAUGCCAUUUCUCAUGUAUGACCCUACUUCAUAUAUCCAGCGGUCCUUCGAUCUUGGUAGAGUUUUCCUAUUUAAGUGGACAGUUAACUGGCGUUUCCUUCCAGAAGAGGUAUUUUUGUCUUCUCGACUUCAUUUAGCAUUGCUGUCUUGUCACUUAGUAGUAUUAAUGGUAUUCGGAUACUAUCUUUGGUUCAGAUCUCAUGGUGGCUUGAGAGCGUCACUUAUAGAACUGUCGUAUGGUAUUCGGACAAGAACAGGAGUAGAGACACUGUAUGCCUUAUUCACUGCCAAUUUGAUCGGUAUAACAUUUGCUCGCUCACUUCACUACCAAUUCUAUUGUUGGUACUACCACCAGUUGCCAUUCCUGCUUUUUUGGGAGCAAAAGGAACAAACGAAUGUGAAACAAACCGUUGUCAUACCUUGGUUAUCAACAGCUAUUAAAACGGUUGUACUAAUUGGGAUCGAAAUUUGUUGGAAUGUCUAUCCAUCGACUGUACUCUCUUCCGCUCUGCUUCAUGUGUAUCACAUUGGUAUCCUUGUUUAUUUAGUUGUAAAUCGUGUUGAACGUUAUAAACGAAAGGUUGUAAAUGGAAGGAGCCUGAUGGUGGAGCUAAUAUCGGAGUCAACUACAUCCGUACAAAUAGAAUAA